Chelonoidis abingdonii (Abingdon island giant tortoise) is the source of this 1568-nucleotide messenger RNA. The record is from RefSeq and is a predicted model, not a curated record. Lineage: Eukaryota; Metazoa; Chordata; Testudines; Testudinidae.
AUCCUCUCAGGGCCUACCUUGGAAGCUAGAUCUUCAGCAGGCCUCAAAUCAUGGCUGUAUCAAGAUUAAAGGACAUUUCUCUGUCAGUGGCAAGCCUUUUCCUUCUCACUUUUCAUCUCUCAGCAUCACAGAAUGCACCCGAAUAUCCUGAAACUGAGCAACAGCAAUGCGUCAGAAGAGAACACCCCACCAUUGCUUUUGAAGAUCUGAAACCCUGGGUAUCAAAUUUCACCUAUCCAGGUGUACACGACUUUUCGCAGCUCGCACUGGAUGCCAACAGGAAUCAGCUCAUUGUGGGAGCAAGGAACUACCUCUUCAGACUUAGUCUACGCAAUGUUUCUCUUAUCCAGGCAACAGAAUGGGGCUCAGAUGAAGACACUAGGAGGUCCUGUCAGAGUAAAGGAAAAACUGAGGAGGAAUGCCAGAACUAUGUGCGAGUGCUGAUUGUUUAUGGCAAGAAGGUUUUUACCUGCGGUACCAAUGCCUUCUCCCCAGUGUGUUCCAGUAGACAGGUAGGAAAUGUUAGUAAAACCAUUGACAAAAUAAAUGGAGUGGCUAGAUGCCCGUAUGACCCUCGGCACAACUCGACAGCUGUGAUUACGUCACGGGGAGAACUCUAUGCUGCGACUGUAAUUGAUUUCUCUGGACGGGAUCCUGCCAUUUACCGCAGCCUUGGAAAAGUUCCCCCACUUCGGACUGCACAAUACAACUCCAAAUGGCUUAAUGAGCCCAACUUUAUUGCUGCCUAUGACAUUGGUUUGUUCACGUACUUCUUUUUCCGUGAGAAUGCGGUGGAACAUGAUUGUGGGAAAACUGUCUAUUCUCGCGUGGCCAGAGUUUGCAAAAAUGACAUUGGGGGGAGAUUUUUGCUGGAGGACACGUGGACAACUUUUAUGAAGGCCAGGCUGAACUGCUCCCGCUCUGGAGAAAUCCCCUUCUAUUACAAUGAACUGCAAAGCACCUUCUAUCUUCCUGAGCAAGACCUGAUCUAUGGAGUCUUCACUACCAAUGUAAACAGUAUAGCUGCUUCAGCAGUAUGUGCCUUCAACCUCAGUGCCAUUACUCAGGCGUUUAAUGGCACUUUCCGAUACCAGGAGAAUCCAAGAUCAGCAUGGCUGCCAACAAUAAACCCCAUCCCUAAUUUUCAGUGUGGGACGCUGAAUGACAACAGCCCUAAUGAGAACCUGACCGAAAGGAUCCUGCAGGAUGCCCAGCGCUUGUUCCUGAUGAAUGACGUGGUUCAGCCAGUCUCCGUGGAUCCCUACGUGACUCAAGACAGCAUUCGAUUUUCCAAACUGGUGGUUGACAUUGUUCAAGGAAAGGAUACUCUUUACCACGUGAUGUAUAUUGGGACAGAGUAUGGCACCAUUUUGAAGGCACUUUCUACCACUAAUAGGAGCCUGAGGAGUUGUUAUUUAGAGGAAAUGCAUAUUCUUCCCAACGGUCAACAAGAACCAAUCAAGAGCCUCCAAAUCCUGCAUAGUGACAGGUCACUAUUUGUGGGUUUAAAUAAUGGAGUGCUAAAAAUUCCUCUGGAGAGGUGUUCAGUGUACAGAACAGAAGGGUAA